UCUCGUCUUUUCCUUACAACUGUGGGACUUCCCGUCCUCCGGAGAUGGCGAACUGCCUCUUUGACUGCUCUGAUCUGGUCUUCUGCAAAAUCUUUUGGCAAAGAGCUCCCCAGGUGCACUGUGUCGUGAUAAAGAAGGUGUGGCUUUCACCGGCCCCGUGCCAAUGGAAAACGUCACCAGCUGGGAACAUGCCUCUGUCACAGAGCAACCUCCGGCAGACCCCCUGCAGCAGGAAAAGCUGCAGAAACCUCUUUGGCCCAGUGGAUCAUGAGCAGCUCCAGAGCGACUUUCAGGACUCGAUGAGGAAAAACCUGGAAGAAGCCCAGUUCAAGUGGAAUUUUGACUUUGAAACUGAAACGCCGCUGGAAGGUGCCUUCAAGUGGGAGAGGGUCCCGUUUCCAGACAUGUCUUCCGAGUACCUCUGCAGCCACUCCAAAGUCUCUGGAGAGAACAGUAGAAGCACUUCCACCCUCAAGAUUCCCACAAAAGAUCUCCUUAAUCGGCCCUUCUCGGGUGAAACCAUACAACAGGUCUCUGAGGCCAAUCGGGCCAGCUCUCCAAGGCGCCUGAAACGCAGACAGACCACCAUUAAAGAUUUCUACAGUGCAAAGCGGAAGAUCUCAUCCAGCAAGCCAAAUCCCUGAUCUCAGAAUAAACGCUACUGUCUGUGCCUUUGUCUUGGGCACCAUCACUGAGAUCUGUUUUCCCCAACUAACCUUUAAUGGAGCUAUGUUGCCCUCUGAAAUGCCUCCUGUGAAAGAACAUGGAGGAGUUGCCUUUUGGGUAGGACAGAAUCUGUGGGGACUUUCCUGAAGCUGCCCAUGGGCCUUGGCUACCAUCCCCUCUCUGUACUGUAUAAGCUUCUUCCUUGAUCUGUGUGUUUAAGUGGUAUAGUGUUUAUAGUGCCCUAUUUAUGAUUUAGUCCUGGGUACCUAGUGACCCACCCAUGUGCAAUGUGUAUUGUAAAGCAUUAUUUAAACUAGACUUGGAUUAUGCUUGGGUAAGUUCUUGGGACUGUGGAAGAGAGGGGAUGACAGAGGCUGAAAAGUAGGCCCCGGAGGCUGGUGUGAUGGUAAUAAGGAGUGCAGCAAAGGGUACAAGAGACAGACAAAAGUACUCCCACCUAGAAUGUGGGUCUCAAACUCCUGGAACCAUCCAUCUUCCCUCUCCUCCUGGCCACUUCCUUGAGCCCAGGAUGCAAAAAGAAGGUGGAGAGGGAUCUUCAUCUUUAGGUAGCUGUACCUCACUUAAAAGGAGCAAUGGGGUGUCCAGCAUUCAGGUUCUAGCUCAUGGGAUCAACUCUGGAGCCAUUUAUUUGUGUCUCCUCACUAAGCCUCACCGCUACUGAGCAGCUUCACAUGCAUUGAAUUUGCACUGGAAGGAGAGAGCCAUGCACGCACUGUCUCUGCCUUGGUGGCAAUGUAUCAGUCCAGUGGAGGUUACCACUCUUCCUUUUUUUUCCUUCUAAAAGAAUAGUCUGUUGAGGAGGAAGGAGAUGCCAUGGGCUAUGUAGCAAGCACCCCUGCUGCACUGACUUACAAAUCUGAAUCAGUUUGGGGUGGAGCCUCAUGGGGAAGAGUCUCCUAGCAUCUACCCUGUAACUCAGGUCGGGUACUGUUCCUCUUUCAGGCUACUUCCACGCAGAACUGAACUUACCAAGAGAAUUAUCAUGUAGCUCUAAAGUGUGUCUUGUUUCUGUAUUAGUGGCAAGUGUUUUGUGAGUUGUGCAGGAAGCCUGGACAGGGGUGGAGGAGUCCACUUGGCAGGCAGCACCAGGAAUGCUGGUCCAUCUUGCAUUUAAUAGGCUAAUGUACUGCUCUGGUCUUUCCACACUUGUAUGAGAUCAGAAUGUGCCCUGAAGGUUGCUUUUCAUAAUCUCCCCCC
Messenger RNA from Alligator sinensis (Chinese alligator), 1884 nucleotides. RefSeq names its product cyclin dependent kinase inhibitor 1A (gene CDKN1A). The record is from RefSeq and is a predicted model, not a curated record. Gene Ontology annotation, cellular component: nucleus. The coding region runs from base 45 to 644 and encodes 199 amino acids. The transcript is spliced from 3 exons. NCBI's taxonomy places the organism in Eukaryota, Metazoa, Chordata, Crocodylia, Alligatoridae. Gene Ontology annotation, molecular function: cyclin-dependent protein serine/threonine kinase inhibitor activity. Gene Ontology annotation, biological process: signal transduction by p53 class mediator; regulation of mitotic cell cycle.